Messenger RNA from Eublepharis macularius, 2423 nucleotides. It is a transcript of the gene TMEM25, whose product is annotated as transmembrane protein 25. NCBI's taxonomy places the organism in Eukaryota, Metazoa, Chordata, Lepidosauria, Squamata, Eublepharidae. Gene Ontology annotation, biological process: negative regulation of excitatory postsynaptic potential. The record is from RefSeq and is a predicted model, not a curated record. The coding region runs from base 1 to 1965 and encodes 654 amino acids. The transcript has 8 exons.
AUGAUUUUUCCAGCGUAUUCACGUCUCCAGUUCAAAAGCUCUUUGGGCAAGAGAUGCAGACCAGCCACCCAGCAAGCGGCUGCCUUCCCUGGGCACAACCCUGCUCUCUGGAGGGAGGGCCGGUUGCUCCCCUCUGCCUGGCACCUGCUCUCCGGGCCUCAGGCUCUGUCGCCUCUCCCGCUUCCCAGAACUGCCCGGAACAGAAAGCCGGGGGGGGGGGCGCUUGACGGCCAAUGGCAAAUCUUUCGAGCGGGGGGGGGGGAAUCACGCCGGGGAGGGCAGGGGAGCCGCGACCCAGAGCCGUGCGGGGAACUCUGCCCGAGCCCACCGGCCCCCAGUUCCCCGGGCCGGAGCAAGGGGGGGCAGAGCCCGGGACGCGCCGCCCAGCGCCAGAGCCAAGCCCGACUGCCAGCAGAGGCCCGGCCAGGCCAAGCGCCCCGCCGUCGAGGGGCAGCGGGGAGACUCGGGCCUCGGAGGGAAAGCACCGGCCAGGAGGGCUCCGGAGCCGGCCCUGCUCGCCCGUCCUUUAAUGAGACUGGCGGCCGCACGGGACCGGACGGGACGGGGCAGGCCCGUCGGGCUGGUCGCUCUCGGCUUGGCCGCUUCCAGCUCGGCACGGCGCGGAGGGGCCGCACAGCCCGAGUUCGGCUUCCGUGGGCCGGGCCGGGCCAGGGCGCGCGGCGACCCCUUCCGAGAAUCGGCUGCCGCGCGCGCGCGCGCGCGCGCUCCACGCCGGGCUUCGGCGCCGCAGUGCUUGCGGCAGCAGCGACGCCGCCGGGGAGACCGGAUCCGUCACCGCCGCCCUGGAGCUCGCCAGGCCAAGGCGGCCUCCGCCGGGCCGCCUUCCGGCUUCUGGCCGGCCGUCGACGCCCCACGAAGGGGGCGGGACGGGACGGGGCAAGCUCGGCGGCGCCUCCUGGCUCCGGUUGCCGCCGUGAGGCCCGCGAAGGAUGCCGAGGCCCCCACCGCCCUGGCCUGGGCUGCGCGGGGCGGAUGGCGCCGCCGCUGCUGCUGCUGCUGCUGCUGCACCUCCAGGUGCUGCUGUGGCCAGGCGCGGCGGAGCCGGGAGGCGGGCGGUUGCUGUGGCCCAGCAGCGCGCCCGGGCCCGAGAGCCGCGCCGUGUCGUGCCUGACCGCCGCGCCCAGCCUGGCCUGGUACCUGGACGGCGAGCGGCAGGAGACCCACGACGGGGACGGCGCCACCGCCUCCCGGGACCGCCGCCUCAACUGCUCGGCCGUCGACCCGACCACCGGCCAAGCCUCCGGCGCCUCGGUCCUGCUCCGCGUGCACUUUAAAGCCGAGGCCGUGCAGUUGGAGGCCCGCGCCGAAGACGGGACGGGGCCCGGCCUCGUGCUUGUGCUGCUGGUCUCGGUGCAGGCGCGGCCCCCGGCCGACAUCACCUGGGUGGACCAGGACGGGCGCCUGCUGGUCAACGCCUCCCACUUCCUCAUCGUGGACGCCCAGACCUACCCCUGGCUCGGCAACGCCUCCGUGGAAGUGCAGCUCCGGAGCCUGGGCCGCAACCUCUCCCGCGGCGCCUCCACGCUGCUGCCCGGUUUCUUGGGCAGCCGCAUUGAGCUUCCUCUCCUGGCCCUGGUUGUAGGUGCUGCUGUGACCCUGGGGAUUCUCAUAGGCCUUGGCAUGCUUCUCAGUUGUCUGGUAUACCAGAAAGGAAAGAAGGCAGCAGGACUCGCUGUGCCAGCCCAGUUGCCUCCAAGUGACUCAAACCACCUGAAGCUCCAAAGGGCCCAGAUGCCACGGGCGAACAUGUCCCUCCCCUCUAACCUCAAGCUCAACGACCGCCCAGAGGAGCCUCAGGGUACAGCCAUGGCUGAGGAAGAGGAGGAGGCCCUUUCAGAGCCUGAGAAUAGCUUGGUCUUGGAAGACAGAGGUCUCAGCCAGUUCCCCAUGGUUGGGUACAUCUACAGAGCCUCAAGCGUCAGCAGCGAGGAGAUCUGGCUGUGAGGCAAGGGCCAGCAGCGCCCCAGCCACGCAAAGGACCUGCACUUGCUCUCCGAGGAAGUCUCCUCUGUGCCUGGCGUCAAAGAGGAAAAGAAGAAACGCCAGCUCCAAGGCUGGUCACCCAGAGAUACCCCUCAGAGCAAUAAGCUUGCCCCCACCCACCAGCUGCAGUGCACUUCCGAGGCCAAAGAACUGGCAGCUCUCUUGUUCUUUACCUUGGGCCUACUAGCACCCUCUCCCCCCCCCCGCCCCCCGCCUUCAGCAUGGUAGCUGCCUUUCUGUUUCUUUGGCUCAUGGACCGCAGUUUCUCGAAGUCCUGCUCUGCCUAGACUCAAGCAGCAUGUAUUUGUGGCUGGAAAGGAGGCAAGCCCCAACACUUAGGACCUAGGCUGUUACUUCAGUAAAGGCAUGAAAUAAGGCUUUGUAGCUUCUGCAGUAUACAAAUAAAAUACGUAAUCCAA